This is a messenger RNA of Chenopodium quinoa (quinoa), 1652 nucleotides long. Its product is annotated as ribosomal RNA small subunit methyltransferase H-like. Bases 71 to 1447 code for a protein of 458 amino acids. Gene Ontology annotation, molecular function: rRNA (cytosine-N4-)-methyltransferase activity. The transcript has 5 exons. Gene Ontology annotation, biological process: rRNA base methylation. The record is from RefSeq and is a predicted model, not a curated record. NCBI's taxonomy places the organism in Eukaryota, Viridiplantae, Streptophyta, Magnoliopsida, Caryophyllales, Amaranthaceae.
AUACUUGUAUUAUUGACUUAUUGUGUUCUGAUUCUUCUGAAUUCUUGGAGUGAAAACACUGUGCCUAAAAAUGGCAAGAGCAGCAGUCUCAGCAUCCCUAAAACUCUUCUCCCUCAAAUCAUCUUCUCAAUCUCUCUCCUCCAUUCACACUUCCCUCUCCUUCACCACUUUCCAUGCUCCUUCUUCCUCCAACAAGAUGAAGCAGGAAAGGAGGAGAGAGAUUGAGAACAAGAAGAAGACGGCAACUUCUUCGCCGUCUUCUUCCGCCAUUGUUGUAGCUUCAAGCUCUUCGAAAGCGAAGUCGAAGGCGGCUUUGGCAGUCGUGAAGAGGAGGACGAGGUCUGAGAAGGAAUUCGAUGAGGAGUAUAUUAAGAAAUAUGGGGAUGAAGAUAGUCAUAUUCCUGUUAUGCUUGGUGAAGUUAUGGAUGUGUUUGAUUCUUCUUCGUCUUCGUUUCGCCUUCGUUCUUUCGUCGAUUGUACCCUCGGCGCUGCUGGUCAUUCUUGCGCUAUAAUUCAAGCUCAUCCUGAACUGCAAACAUAUAUUGGAUUAGAUGUUGAUCCUGUGGCCCAUGAGAAGGCUCAAUCUCGAAUCAAUAAAAUGCUGAACAGCACGCCUGCUUGUUCAAAUACCAAUCUGAAAGCUCAUAUGCUUUUGAGGAACUUCAAAGAAAUCAAACAAGCAAUUGGCCAGAUUGAUGAAAAGCUUUUACUCUCUGGAGUUGAUGGGAUUUUGAUGGACUUAGGGAUGUCUUCCAUGCAGGUUGAUGAUCCUAGAAGAGGAUUUAGCAUGCUUAACAAUGGGCCACUUGACAUGCGAAUGGAUCCUAAGGGUAGUUUAAAAGCAGAGGAUAUACUCAAUUCUUGGCCACCAACUGAAGUUGGGAAAAUCCUUCAGGAGUAUGGAGAAGAAAGUAACUGGUAUUCUCUCCAGAACAAGAUUGUCAAGGCUCGUCUAGGUGGCGGAUUUCAUACAACUGGUGAUUUGGUGGAUCUUAUUCGCGGUUCUACAUCUAGGGUGAAAGGAGGUAGGCAGGGUUGGAUAAAGACUGCUGCACGGGUUUUCCAAGCGCUAAGGAUAGCAGUUAAUGAUGAACUCAAAACCUUGGAAAAUUCUCUUUACUCUUGCUUUGAUUGCCUUAGUCCUGGUGGCAGGUUCGCAGUCAUAUCUUUCCACAGUUUGGAAGACAGGAUUGUAAAACAGACUUUCCUCAACAUCAUCAAUAACAUUCCGAGAAAAGAUGACACAGUUAUAGAAGAGGGGGGAUUUGAAGCUAAACCAAAAGAGUUUAACUAUUACCCUGGCGAAAAGGAAGUUUGGAUUAAACAAGUAGUUAAAGGCUCGUCUGGGGUAAUCCUCACUAAGAGACCUAUAACAGCAUCCCCUGAGGAAGAGAAAUUAAACUCGAGGUGUAGGAGUGCAAAGCUCCGAGUGAUUCAGAAGAUGUAGGAGCAAGUUAGGAUAUUAGUCACAACUUUAGUCUAUGGAGGGAGAAACUUUGCUUCAAUUUUAUGAACAGUGCUAAGGCCUUAAGGGACAGCACAGCUUUUCAUUUUAAAGACUGAUUUUUUGCAAGUCCACAUUUCUUAUUCAAUUUGGAAUUGCGAUUAAAUGUUAAUCUAUCUUCAGUUAAUAUAUAACAGAAAUUACUUCA